UGACUUUCCUUUCUUCACAUUUCCCCAUUCUCCAUCUGGAUCAGUACACUGGAACCUGCUGGGGCUUCAAGAACCUGCGACCAGCACUUUAUGGUCAGACCUGAAGUGUCCUCCGCAGAGAACAGCACGGACGAUGCGUUGUGCGCUGCAGCUCUUCAAUGACAGAGGAGACGCACCGAAGGAGAGAUGGGCACCUUUUCUCCAUUUCCAUCUGCGCGGCCAUGGGCCAAACGUCCAUACACCGCGUUGCUAGAACCGGUAGCGGUUCUGCUUCUGGUUCUGACCCGGCUUUGCGCUGCUUUCAACUUAGACACUGACAAGAGCCUCGUUUUCACCGGACCACGGGGGAGUUAUUUCGGCUAUUCAGUGGAGUUCUUCACUAACUCGUCGAGUGUGAGCAUCCUGAUCGGCGCCCCGAAAGCCAACACGAGCCAACCUGGCAUCACUGAAGGUGGAGCGGUCUUCUUGUGCCCCUGGAACCAAACUAACUGCAGCAUGAUCAACUUUGACAAGCAAGGUGAUCAGUAUUUUGAUAUCAAUGAUGUGAACACUCAGGUUGAGUUCAAGUCCCAUCAGUGGUUUGGAGCGACCGUGCGUUCCCAUGGCAACAAUAUCCUGGCUUGUGCUCCCAGGUAUUACUGGAGGACCGAACACGACACGCCCUUUGCCGAUGUUACAGGAACUUGUUACCUCUCUGACAGUCUCAAAUCAUUUGUGGAGUACGCCCCCUGCAGAACAGAAAGACAUGGACCUGCAGGACAGGGCUAUUGUCAAGGAGGAUUUAGUGCUGACUUCACAAAGGACGGGAGGGUUGUUCUUGGUGGACCGGGCAGCUUUUACUGGCAAGGUCAGCUGAUAUCAGCCACGCCCGACGAGAUCGUUAAGGCCUACUACCCUUCAUACUUUUUACUGUCGGUUGCUGGGCAGAUUCAAACAGGACAGGUGCAGGGCAGCUACGAUGACAGCUACCUGGGUUAUUCUGUCGCUGGCGGGGAGUUCAGCGGGGAUGAUGAGGAAGAUUUCAUCACAGGAGUUCCAAAAGGACUCAUGCUGUAUGGUUUAGUGAGCGUAUUCGAUGGAAGGGAUAUGAAGUCACUGCUCAACGUGACGGGAGAGCAGAUGGGGUCCUACUUUGGCUACGCAGUAGCAGCCACUGACAUCAACAACGAUGGGCUGGAUGACCUGGUGGUGGGAGCUCCAAUGUUCAUGCAUCGUGGGUCCAAUGGGCAUCUGGAGGAGCUAGGGAAAGUUUACGUGUACCUCCAGAGAGGACCUUUGCAGCUGGAGCCCACCCUGCAGCACCUACUCGGCCGCCAGCCUUUCAGUCGAUUUGGAACCUCAUUGGCGCCCUUGGGUGAUCUCGACCAGGAUGGUUUCAAUGACAUGGCCAUCGGCUGUCCCUACGGGGGAGAAGACCAACAGGGGCGGGUUUUUAUCUACAGUGGUUACUCUGGAGGAUUGAAGGCCACACCCACUCAGACUCUUGCUGGCCAAUGGGCUUCCAGCUCUUUCCCUGCCAACUUUGGUUUCGCGCUGCGUGGCAACACAGAUCUGGAUCGAAAUGGCUACCCAGACCUGAUUGUUGGCGCUUUUGGGGUUGACACCUGUGUGCUGUAUAGGUCUCGACCAAUAGUGAAUGCAAGCGUGUCUCUCACAGUGCAGCCAACCAUGUUCAACCAAGAAGAGAAGCUUUGUGAGCUUUCCACGGGGCUUGGAACCACUGCUGUAUCCUGUAUCAGCAUCGGUUUCUGUGUGCUGGCUCAUGGAAAGCACCUCCCUUCUACUUUAGGACUUGUGGUGGAAAUCCAGUUGGACAAAAUGAAGCACAACCAGAAGAAAUCUGUGAGGAGGACUCUGUUCCUGGAUGGUCAGCAGCCCAGUCUGGUGAAGACCUUGCAGCUCACCAACGGAGAACGCCUGUGUCAUGACACCAAGAUGUAUCUACGGGUCCGUCACAUUGUUCCACCUCUGUGCCUCCCAAAUGAAAUCUCCAUGAAUUGCACGUUACGGACUUCAUUUAUUUUUGUUGUAGCUAAGGCAGAAGGCGAGUUUCGGGAUAAACUCUCCCCCAUAUUCAUCAGCCUGAACUUUAGCCUGGAUCCUCAAGCCCCAGUGGACCAACAUGGCCUCAGACCUAUCUUGAAUCAUCAGACUGAACAGCUAAUAGAGCAGAAGGCCCAGAUUCAACUGGAUUGCGGCGAGGACAACAUCUGUGUUCCUGACCUGAAAUUGGCCGUUUAUGGGGACAGAGCAGAAGUUUACCUGGGUGACGAAAACUCCCUGAGCGUGACCUUCAAUGCCAGAAAUGAGGGCGAGGGCGGUGCCUACGAGGCUGAGCUUUAUGUGCUGCUUCCCCCAGAGGCUGACUACAGGGGGAUAGCGCGCAACAACGCGAGUUUGUCUCCGCUGACGUGCAGCUACGAGGCAGAAAAUGACACCCGCUUCCUCAAUUGCGAUCUGGGAAACCCGAUGAAAUGUGGCACCAGUUUUUGGGCUGGUCUUCGAUUCACUGUUCCAAGACUCAAGCACACUCACAAGACUGUCCAAUUUGAGUUCCAAAUAAGAAGUAAAAAUGCUAACAACUCAGAGAGUGAAGUGGUGCUGCUUGAGCUGGAGGUAGCCACAAUGGCUGAUGUCAUUCUGCAGGGCGUUUCUCGGCCAGACAAAGUCUUCUUCCCCCUUCCCAACUGGAGUGUUAGUCAGAGUCUGAUGAACGAGCAGGACAUUGGCCCUGAGCUUCAACAGGUCUAUGAGUUGGUUAACAAUGGCCCGAGCGUUGUCAGCCAAUCCACGUUAGAGGUGAAAUGCCCGCUCAAGGCUCACGGCCACGACUUGCUCUAUCCAGUGGAGGUGGUCACUGAAGGACCACUCAGCUGCUCGUCCAAACACGCCCUCAACGCACUGAAACUUAAGCUACAGCCUCCAGCCGCAAGGAGUCUCUCAUCCCUCAAGUCCAUCGAGGAGCAUCUUAUUCAAAAGCGGGAGGUCAAAGACCCCAUGGCUGAACACGGAAACUUGACAUGCUCGACUGUGGAGUGCUGGCAGCUCAAGUGUAACGUUGGGCUGCUGGAGAGAGGAGCCAGUGUUAUCCUUAGUGUUCACUUCAGACUUUGGGCAGAGACUUUCAUUGAGAGGGCCCAUAAGCAGUAUCUUUUGGAAUGCUCAGUUCAGUUCACUGUGGACAAGGUGCCCUAUUCUAGUCUUCUGAAAUCCAAGUCAUCUGGCUCUAAAAAGGUGGUGAUGUCUGUCCUGUGGAACAAGCCCGAUAGCCUUUUCUCUGUUCCAUGGUGGAUCAUCAUUCUGGCUGUUCUAGCUGGGCUGCUUUUACUCUCCGUGCUGAUCUAUCUGCUGUACAAGAUGGGCUUCUUCAAAAGGUCAGAUCCAUAUGGUACAGCCAUGGAGAAGGCCCAACUCAAACCCCAGGCAUCCUCAGAAGCCUAAAUCCAAAGUGGAGCCUCCGGAGCAGCUGGAAAAUUGGAAUGAUAUCGCAUUCGUAAAAUAUGAAUGAGACUUUCUAAUGAGGGGCAGGAAUUACUGAUGGACAUGCGGGGGUGUUGUAUCACUGGAAUACACAUUAUCUGGUGCUGCACUAAAAUAUCAGCCACCAAGAAGAAGAUGGAAUGAAUGCAGGUGAGGACGUAUCACAGAAGACGUUCUUUUUGCUUAUUUGGAAUCAGAACAAGGUCGUCGAUCAAAGAGGGAACAAUGAGGUCUUUGGAUCAGACAGGAGAAAAUCUAGACAACUUUCAGCACCAGUGUGUUGCUUUACUAAUCAGUUUGAGCAUGUCUUUGCUUCAGCUGGGCGUUUUUGGAACAUAGUGAUGAAACACCAACAUCCAAUCAGGGGACUGGGAUUUGUUUUUAACAAUAAUGUUAGAAAGCUGCUUUUUCUCGAGUGGUUCAUGAUAAAUGAUUUUCAAAUAGCUCACGGGCUGUACGGUGGCCUGGUGGUUAGCACGUCAAAAAAUGGAAACUCAGGUAUGAAAAAAUAUUCAUGUUUCCAAGGGUGUUACCACUCUCACCCUGUUUUCUGAAAGAUAAAAUGAUCAAUAACUAAAAAAAAUGAAUUAAUGGCUCCAUGUGUUUUUUGAAGGUGCUUGCUAGGGCAGCUAAGAUGUUUGUGUGAGUACACAUUGAGGGCGAUGCAUCCCCGAAAACAGUGGAAAGACCGCCAAGUUGAAUGGCCAGCUCUCUGCUCCGAUUCUCCUCCAAGCCAUUGUAUGAGUGACUUUACCGAGCUAUAAUAUGCUUGAAUUGUAUGGGGACAUAAUGGCAUACAUAUUCACAACAAUCAAAACUAACAAUUAAUUCCAUCAUUUAUUUACAUGAUACUCGAGCUGCAAAUAACGAAUAUUUCCUUCACUGAUUAAUCUGAAGCUCGUUAUUUCGAUCAAUUGAGUAAUCGGUUCAGCCAAAUCAAUCCGAACCAAACACAAACAGUGUCUGCUUUAGUGGUUGACAAAGAAAAUAAAACAUUCACAUUUUAAAGCCAGACGAUGUUCAUAUUUUUCAAUCAAAAAAAGAUGAAUCAAAUACCAAAAUAAAUGCCAUUGAAUUGGAUGAAUGCUUGCUCUAAUGAUACACAUCCAUUGACUUUUGAAGUGUCAAAUCCAGAGGAGUCGUCACUGUACAGCUCUAAAGAGCUUCUUCUCAUUCUUCUUCUCUCCCUACCCAAUCCACACUGGUCCUUUAAAUGCUUGCUUCGGUCCAGGAAACACCAACAAAAGGCCCCUAAUGCUUUGGUAUUCCUUCCCUCGCAAAACAUUUGUCCCCCUUUGCAACUGAACAGUUUGGUCAUUCUUGGUGUUACUGAUGCUAUGUUUCAAAGAACGACACACCUAUUGUCACUUAUGCCUCAGUGUUGAUGGUUGAUUGUGUGUACUGUACUGUCAUGGAAGACAAUCCUGAUCAAACUGCGAUGCUUAACUUGAACACUUCCUCUCCCAUAUUGGGAGGUACUUACUGUGUAUAUUGUAAUGUAUGGUAUAUAUGUUGUCCUCCAGAAUAAAGCCUAAUUUUGUACACCC
Dunckerocampus dactyliophorus (ringed pipefish) is the source of this 5027-nucleotide messenger RNA. RefSeq names its product integrin alpha-5-like. NCBI's taxonomy places the organism in Eukaryota, Metazoa, Chordata, Actinopteri, Syngnathiformes, Syngnathidae. The record is from RefSeq and is a predicted model, not a curated record. The coding region runs from base 187 to 3441 and encodes 1084 amino acids. The transcript is spliced from 30 exons. Gene Ontology annotation, cellular component: integrin complex; external side of plasma membrane. Gene Ontology annotation, molecular function: integrin binding. Gene Ontology annotation, biological process: integrin-mediated signaling pathway; angiogenesis; cell-cell adhesion.